Molecule: messenger RNA, 636 nt
Organism: Culicoides brevitarsis
Lineage: Eukaryota; Metazoa; Arthropoda; Insecta; Diptera; Ceratopogonidae
Exons: 3
Coding region: 1-636 (211 amino acids)
Source: RefSeq, a predicted model, not a curated record
AUGUUUCGUACAAUUUUACUCCUUUUAGCAGUUUAUGUGACAAGAAUUUCGUCAUUCCUUCAUUUUCCGCCAAGUACAGUGUGUGGAGUGUUAUUGGCGAUUGCUGUUCCGUUGGAUUUGCCGAAUUAUAAUGUUUUUUUGUCGUAUAAUUUUGAAGCGAAUUACAAUGUUCCAAUUAAAGCUUCGGAUAUAACAGCAGGUCCGGCUUUAUUGAGAACAAGAAGAGCUGAUUUUGAGGGAAAUGAAUUGAAUAAGACUUUAACGGAUAUGGAUUUAAGUGAAAAAUAUUUGGGAAAUGGGACUGUGGAGACGAGACCUCCGUUUGAGGCAUUUAUUACACGUCGGAGAAUUUAUCAAUGGAUUGAAGAUAAAUUAAAAGUAAAUGGAUUAAAAGGUCACGAAUGUCUAUUACGAGCAAUUUGUGAACACGUGGAUUCAUCAUUUUCCAAACAUAACGGAUUUUUAGGCGAUAUUGCUCAUAUUUUAUUAAGUCCUCACACUUCAAAAAAAGAACCAAACAUGGAAGAUUAUUACAUAGCAGAGAUCCGUGGAGAGUCCUAUGAUUGCAGCAUUUACGCUCAAUUAUGUCCCAUCAACAUUUUAGAUUUUAUUAGUAAAGUUGCGUUUCACUCAUAA